CCCAUUGCGCUGCCCGGAGCCGAGGCUGCUGCGGGAGUCAUGGUGGGGUCCGCGGCCCACGCUGCGGCCGUAGAAGAGCGGAGAAAAAAACUCCAGGAGUAUUUAGCAGCCAAAGGGAAGCUAAAGUGCCCAAAUACCAAGCCUUAUCUCAGAGACCAGAAACAGUGUCCAAAGCCAUCAGCCUCUAGAUCUACUACUAGACCAAAAAAUGACCCAACCAGAUGGACACAGUCGCAUGCUGCUGGGAGGCCCGCUGGCAAUGUACUCCAGCCGGGAUCUUCCAAUGUGGAUGGAACCCAAAGGCCAAAACCAGCAGCCCCAAAAAUUCCAGGUAAAGGACCAAUUACAAGCCACCUUUCCUCCAAGCCUGACUGUAAACUCUCAGGGAAUGGCCACGUCCACCAUCAGCAGAAGACGACAUCUUGUACUGUGCAUAAGCUAACUAGAAAGUCUGUGACAUCAAGUGAGACCCAGUGCAUGAGGAGGCUGACAGAGCAGAAUACGACAGGUCACAGAAUUGCCAGAUGGAUGGACCCUGUGACUGAGCCCCAGGCUGAAAACCAGCUCUUGGAUGACCUUGCAAAGGAGACCGACAAAGAGAACCGGCCACUCCCAACCACCCAGGAGCCAAAGAGGAAACCAGAAACUGGGUUUUGUAACAGAGCUAAAUCAAAGGCCAGGUCAGACAAUCCCCUCAAAAGAGGCUUGGCUGCAAAGCAGGCUGUGGACAAAGGUUCCAAGGACAGCGUCCUUCUGAAGGACCAAGUUAACAAACCAUUUGUUCACAGGAUUCAAGGCUGGGUUCCCACUGGCAAGCCCCAGCAACAGCUCCCCAGGGGGACAGGUUGUGAAAGACCGGGAGACCAAAACCUAAGGACGGUUCAUUCUCACUGGGCUCCGAGCCUUGCUAGGACUCGAGAAUCAAAGAAACAAGUCACCAAGAAAGAGGAUGGAAAAGUCCACAAAGUCAAAGAAGAAGGGCACAAUAGAACAAAAUCACAAGAAAAGGCCGUCAUUCAACAGACUGUGGAGAGAUGCCUCCCAAAGGUGUGCCGGAUGGGGCCACAGGUGGGAAAAUUCAAUAGAUGGCAUCAGGGUAAGCAAGAUGUAAAGGUGAUGCAGCCUUGUACCAAAAGGAAGCCAUCUGUAAUGGCGCCCCCAUCAAGAACCACAAUAAGACACUCUCACCUGACAGGCGGCACCUCAAAAGUCCACACACAGGGACCUACAAAGAAUCAGUAUAAUUAUAGCUCGAAAAGAGAGCCACAGACUCUGGACUCCAAGGCCAAAAGGACCGUGCCCCAGAAUUGUUCUUUGACAGACUUGACCCCCAAAGCCCAGCCCGGUGUCAGCCAGACAAAGCCGACCACAAGGAAAGGAGGAAUGCAAAACCCAGCUUUGCUGGAAGCACCCAUAACCCAAGUCAAGCCAAAUACCCAGCGGAAGAGAUGCGAGGAGGAUAGAAGGAAAAAGCUGGAAGAAUGGUUGGCAUCCAAAGGGAAGACCUACAAGCGUCCCCCGAUGAAAUUUCUAGCACAAAAUAAAAACAUGCAGAAACUCAACCUUUCCUUCUGGAAGAGCAUAAAAGAGGAGGAGGAAACAAAGAAAGCAGAGCAGGACUUGUCCAGCAAAAUCAACAGCACCCUGGCCGAGUGCCUGAAGCUAGUGGAAGAGGGUGCCCGCUCUGAUGAGAUCCUGGCUAUUCUCUCUGGCUUUCCCGAGGCUGAAAGGUUUGCCACGUUCUGGAUCUGCAAGGCCAAGCUGCUGGCGAGGCAAGACAGCUCGGAGGUGGUGGGGCUCUACGAAGCUGCUGUCCGCUGUGGGGCUGAGCCGAUACAAGAGCUGCGGGAUGUCGUCCUCAAGAUUCUCAAGAGCUCCAAGAAGACAACAGAAGGAGUUACCAGUGAAACCAAUUCUACAUCUGUGAAAGAGACAGCAAAGGAAGAGCUGUCCCGAGAAUCCUAUUUUCUCACUCCAAGAGUGAGAGUACAAGAGGGAGAUGCUCCCCAAUUAGACAAGAAGAAUAAGGACAAUCAUUUGAUGCCACGUAUCAAGUUGCAGGUCACCCCCUUGCCAAGGACCCCGGGAAUGCCUGCGAUACAAGCCGUGAAGCUUGUCACCCCUGUGCGGCGCUCCCUGAGAAUCGAGCACGCGAGGCCUAACUACCCCGACCGGCUUCAGGAGCACGGCACACUGGUGGCCUCCCUCGACCAGCUGCCGAUGGUGACAGAGGCCGACUGCUUCAUCUACUGUAAGAACGAGGCUCUGCCCGAGGAGACCGAGCUCCAGAUCCUUGCGGCAUCGUAGCCGCGGCUCCCCUGGAAAGGGACUUGAUGCUUCGGAAAGCCUGGCGGGAGCCCUGCGCUGGCUGGGGUCGAGCGGCCGGGAGGACUGGCAUUCGCUGGGUUUCAUAACCUGCGUGCAUUCCAUAGCAUGAGCACGGACUGAAUGAUGCUUCAUGAGACAGUGUUGGAAAAUAUAUGAACUUCACGUCAGUAAGUAUUUCUUUUCUCUUGCUGGUUGUUGAUGAUGCAGCGCCUUAAGUUUGACCUGCACUUUAUGACCACCGGGUCACUUGGUCCUCACGAUGGCUGCAGGAGGGACGGGGCUCAAACACGAUUGUCCCCAGGCUUGUGUUCAGGAAGGGGCCGAGCCCAGGAUUUGAACCCAGACCCUCCUGCUUGGGUUCCAUUGUGCCUUCUGGCACACCAUGACCCCUGACUACCCAUAGGCUGAGGCAGAAGUCACGCUCUCUCAGCCGUGAAUCACAGACUAUUCCAUUCAAUCCAACAAGCAACUACUAUGUGCCACGCACCAGGCCGCACACUAGGGAUACAAAGGCCAAAGCAAAGGAGGCCUCGCCCUCAAGGAACUCACACCAAAUACAAAUGAUGCAAAGGGCAGCAGGACAAGGCGCAGUGCGUGUAACUGGGAGGGAAGGCCCUCAGGUGAGACGAGGAGAGUAGGGAUGAACAACCAUCAGAACAAGAGCACGGCCUCUGGACCAGGGAUGAGGAUGAGAAGUGUGUCUGAAUGACGGCAGAGACAAGCCCCUGAUGGAGGUGGGGCUGCUGCGGAAAUGAUCCAACUCUCAGCACAGUCUCAUGUGUCCAUUAGCGUAAAAGGUGGA
This is a messenger RNA of Dromiciops gliroides (monito del monte), 3130 nucleotides long. It is a transcript of the gene CKAP2L, whose product is annotated as cytoskeleton associated protein 2 like. Gene Ontology annotation, cellular component: cytosol; centrosome; mitotic spindle. The record is from RefSeq and is a predicted model, not a curated record. The coding region runs from base 40 to 2307 and encodes 755 amino acids. Lineage: Eukaryota; Metazoa; Chordata; Mammalia; Microbiotheria; Microbiotheriidae. The transcript has 9 exons.